This is a messenger RNA of Polypterus senegalus (gray bichir), 1803 nucleotides long. Its product is annotated as interferon-inducible GTPase 5-like. Gene Ontology annotation, cellular component: membrane. The transcript is spliced from 2 exons. The record is from RefSeq and is a predicted model, not a curated record. The coding region runs from base 138 to 1334 and encodes 398 amino acids. Gene Ontology annotation, molecular function: GTP binding; GTPase activity. Lineage: Eukaryota; Metazoa; Chordata; Cladistia; Polypteriformes; Polypteridae.
CCCGAGUAUAAAAUGAACUUUCCAAACUUCUGUUAGUCAGAAGAGAAGAUGGUCAAGUGCCACCGCUUCUAAAAGACAAACUGAAACAAUAAUCAUUUAUCAGGCGAACAUCAGUUCAUCGGUCAAUCAGAAACAUUAUGGGCAAUACAAAAUCUACUUACUACGGCUUUUUUAAAGAGAAUGAGGUAAAAGAACUUUCUUCACUUUACAAUAAAGGGGGCUUUGAAGCAGUUGUUUCCAGAAUUAAAGAAAAGAAUGAAGCUCUAGAAAAUGAAACACUGAAAAUUGCAGUUACUGGAGAGUCUGGCGUUGGUAAAUCUGCCUUAAUCAAUGCCAUGAGGGGUCUGAGUGAUGGUGACCCUGGUGCAGCUGAAGAGGGCUCUACAGAGCAAACUAUGGAGGUCACAGAUUAUCAACACCCACAACUCCCAAAUGUCUGUUUUUAUGACCUCCCAGGUGUUGGCACUACAGAAUUUCCAAGUGCAACAUAUGUCAAAAAACUUGGACUUGACAAAUACGAUGUUUUCAUUAUUGUUUUUGGAGUGAGGUUCAAGGAAAAUGAUGUUUUUCUUGCCAGAAAAAUAAAUGAAAUGGGAAAGAAGAUUUACUUCCUACGUAGCAGAAUAGACAUUGAAAUGGAUAAUCUAGGAAAAAAGAACCGACAACAAGACAGGGAGAAAGAACUCAACAAAAUCAGACAGUACUGCGUCAAAAAGCUGGAGGAGAUCAAGUUUCCUUCACAAGAGGUCUUCCUGGUGUCCAGUUACCAAAUGAAUGAUUUUGAUUUUUCCAGAUUUUGUAACGUGGUGGAAUCUGAUCUGAGUGAGAACAAGAGGCAUGUAUUUAAACUCUCCCUUCCCAAUUUCAGCACUGAAGUCAUUGAAAUGAAAAAAGCCAGUCUACACCGAAAAAUUCUGGGAGCUGCUGCAGCUUCGUUUGUAGCAGGUGCAUCUCCUAUUCCCGGAACGUCCUUACUUUGUGAUAUCGGCAUUUUAGUAACAACAUUUAUGUAUAUACGAAGCAGCUUUGGUCUGGAUGAUGAAUCACUUCAGAGACUUGCAUGGAAAUUUGGGAAACCCGUGGAAGUCCUCAAAGCAGAAGUCAAGAAUCCGUUUAUCUUUGAUAUUAGCGCAGCCUCAGUUUUAAAACUGAUCACCACUUCAGUUGCUGGUGCUUUUAUGAUUGCUGAAGAAGCAUUUCACUUUAUCCCAAUUGUUGGAUCGGUUGUUGGGGCGCCUGUGUCAUUUCUAUCUACCUACUGCAUCCUGAGAAAUUCACUUGAUGAAUUUGGAAAGUCAGCAGUGAGGGUGAUUAUAAAGGCCACAGAGAAGUAAUUCCAAGUUCACAUCAUGAGCUGAAAGCUUUAAUUCUGUACAUGAAACAGACAUUUAACAAUGUGAUACAUCAACUGCCUGUAAUUUAGGGCUUUUCUAAAAGUUUAGUAAGUGUGAUAUGCUUUUAUUUCUAAAUUUGUAACUGCGGUGUCAAUUACAAAUAGAGAACAUUAAUUUGAUUCCAAAAAUAAUAAAGAGAUAUCAAUUUUAACAGCAUAAUCUUCUUGUUCCAAAUAUUUUCUGUUGAUUUGCAGAGUUAUACUUUUUCAUUAUUGCAGUAAAGUUCAGAGAAGAAGGUACUGCAGUCCACACACAUUUAUACUCUAAGAGAAUAAUCUAGAGGUAACAAUAGUUAAACAUUUUGGUUUGCAAUGUACAUUGAAAUAUAUAAAAAAUAGUUUUGGUAACAGAGGAAGGUUUAUGUAAUCCAUACAUUUUACCAGGAAAUGACUAAGAGAUCAGCAGAUGU